AUGGCAAUUACUUGUUUGUCCAAGAAUUACGCAGAAAAGGCAUAUGGGGUGCUGGCGCUCAGGUUGUCUUCACCACCUCACCGCCGUACAACGCCGGAUCCAUGCGCGGAUCCAGCGCCCUCGAUAGCGGAGGCUGAUGCUGAAGCCGACGGCGGCGCGGCCACUGCUGCCAUCGCCGGCGGCACCUCCGCCGGCGGCGGCCACUCCCACUCCCACUCCCGCAGCCUCAGCCCCAGCAACCAGGCCUUAGCAUCCCAAGCGGGGGACUCUUGGUCCGCUUGGCACCGGUGGUUAUCCCCGGGGCUGUCGGGGACCUCCCUGGACAGCCCGGCAGUUCGGGGGGCGGAGUUCGGCCCCGGUGCACAACCGCCGCACCCGCACUCACCGCACCCGCAGCCCCUGCCGCUGCCGCCAUCGCUGACCCCGUCAUCGUUUAUGUUGCAGCCGCAGCUCAUAAGCGGGCGCGGCCUCUCGCGGGGCGAGGGCGGUGUGGGUGUGGGUGUGGGGGCCCCCCAGGCGCGCAGCAGCGGCGGAGGCUGGGACCAGCACCCAAGCCUCAACCGUGACCGCUGCCACGCCGCGGAUGCGGACGACGAGUUGCCGACAUGGCGGGGGGAGGGCAAGCUGACAGAGCCGCUGCUGAAGCACAACCGAUACAGCGGCGGCAAAUUGGAUGACAUCGAAUCAGCGGAAGCGGCAGCGCCCGGGUUGCUGGGAGCUGCCGUCAGGGACGGUGGCGGCGUCGCUGCCAUCCCCGCAGCGGCGGCGGCAGCAGCCGCGGCGUCUACGGGGGGCCCCCACGGCGCCGUCGCCGCUCCUCCCCCUCCUGCCCAUGCUGUAUCUGACGAUGUUCGCCACCGCAGCAGCUUCUUCAACGCGCUGGUGUUCGGGAUCAUCAAUGCGGUGGUCAGUAUGCCCACCCUCAUUGCCUACGCUGCCAUUGUGUUCAAGUCCCCGCUCUACACUCCGUACAUUGACAGUCUGUGCCGGUUCUUCUUCUUCAGCAGCGGCAUUCAUCAGCUUGUGUUUGUGGCCCUCAGCACGCUGCCCUUCGCAAUUGGCCAGGUUCAAGACGUGGGCCUUAUCUUCCUCUCCGCUAUGGCCUCCGACAUCGCUCUGCGUGUGACGGGUCCGGAUGCCGCCGCAGUGGCUCUGGGUUCCUCCCUCCUCGCCAUGACCAUCAGCACCGCCAUUGUGGGGCUGCUAACGGUGGUUGUGGCCCGGCUCAAACUGGCUGACAUGGUGUCGUACGUCCCUCUUCCGGUGGUUGGCGGUUACCUGGGUUUUGUGGGCUACUUCUGCAUUGCGGGUGGUACGGCACUGGCGGCGGGAGUCCAGGUUGACACUCUCAUUUCCUGGUCCCACCUGUUGGCCUGGGACCCGCUGGUGAAGCUGCUGCCCACCGCCGCCUCCAUCGCCGCACUGAUGACUUGCGUGGCGCACGUGAGCCACCCCCUGGCCCUCCCUGGCCUCAUCACCGCCAUACCCCUGACCUUCCACGGAGUGUUGUGGGCGGGUGGAUGGGACCUGCAGGCGGCGCAGAGGGCAGGAUGGGUCAUGGCGCCCUCGAGUGGUCUUUCCAACUGCUGGCAGCUGUGGGGUUUAUACAACCUGCAGCACGGCGGUCUUGCUCACGGUGUGGACCUGCGCGCCAUGCUGGCCCAGCUGCCCAAGCUGGUGGGGUUGUUCCUGGUGGUGUGUUUCGGCAGCUGCAUGGAUGUGGCCGCAAUUCAGUCCGACAUGCCCACGCCGCUGGACUUCAACAGGGAGCUCAUGACAGUGGGUGUAUCCAACAUGGUGACGGGGGUUCUAGGUGCGGGCUACACGGGCUCGUACAUCUUCAGUCAAACAGUGUUCACCAUGCGCCAGGGGGUAUUCAACCGGGUCAACGGCUUGGCUGUGGCCAUCGUAGAGCUCCUCGUCUUUGCGCUGCCGUUCAGCGUCGUACAGUACAUGCCGAACUUCUUUUUUGGCGCGCUGCUGGUGUGGUUCGGCAUCGAAAUUUCUCGAGACUGGCUAAUUUUGUCGUACAGGAAACUGAGUCGCCCCGAGUACGUGUUGCUGUGGGCCACCUUCCUGAGCAUCAUGAACGGGGGUCUGGAGCUGGGCAUUGGGGCGGGUAUUGUCAUGGCCACCUUGUACUUCGCAUACCAGUACGCGCAGAGCCAAGUGAGCAGUCUGCGCCAAGUGGCAGCUCGCAGCGGCCGUACACACAUGUACGACACGAGCAGUACACUUGACCUUCUGGGUCGCCGCAUGGCCGUACUGCGGUUGUCGGGGUACGUCUUCUUCGGGAGCUCCACGGGUCUGAGUAAUCAGGUGCUGCAGCUGGCGGCACGGAUGCUGCAGGAGCGCGCAGAGGAGCAGCGGCAACAUGAGGAGUGGGCAAUCACUGCGGAGCAGCGCGACGGCAAGGAAAGCGACCUGAACGGCCGUACAGAGCUCCUAGGAGGGUCCGCCGCCACCGCAACGCCGCCGGUGCCGGUAUCCGCAUCGGCGCCAGCGGCGGUGACCGUGGCGGCGGGGCCGCCGCCGCCCGGGGUAGCGGGUUCCGCCUCCGCUGACGGCGGCUGCGCGGCACCACAUGACGCAGCUGGAGCUGGGGAAGGCGGGGCCCCGGUGUCGCAGCUGGCGUCAGCGCCUCUUUCUGGACUCGGCUGCUCGGCAGGGAGCGGUUGCGAGAACGGUGACACCAGCGUGCCGCUUUCUGAGCGGCACUGGAGGGCCGCGGCAGCAAUUUCCCAUGCUCCCAUCGUGCUGAUCUUAGACUUUGGCUCCGUCAGUGGCAUGGACUCCACCGCCGCCCGCACCUUCGCUACCCUGGUCACCACACUCGCCUCACAACACGUCAAUGUCAUCUUCACCAACCUCGGCCGAUCCGACUUCAGAAAGCUGCUGCAAGCGAAUGGCCUGCCGCUGAGGCCGUACACGCUGCCGCCGCCUCCGUCGCCGUCGCCAGACUCUGCUCGGGGAACUCAGUCUCCAGCCACAGCUGGCCACGGCGGCAGCGGCGGCGAGGCUGCGGCGGGUACCCGCGAGGCGGGCAAGCAACAGCCGCACCAGCAGCCACACCAAGCGAUGCCAACGGAGUCAGUCUUGCUGCGCCCAUCCGCGGGCGGCUGUUGGGAGCUCUCCUCCCCCGACGCCGCGGUUCGGUGCUGUGAAGACGCCUACUUGGCUCUGGCCAUAGCGGUGGGGCUGCUGCCUGCGACAUCCCCCCAGGCGGCAUCCUUGCAGCAGCUGCUCACGCGCAACCUAAGGGAGGUGUUUCCCUCCGUGCCAUCUGACCUGGGCGGAUUGGUGGGAGAGCUGGAGGGCGCACUCACUCGCCGGCAGCUGCAGCUGGGAGACGUGCUGUACGGCGCAGGAGCGGCUGUACGGGGAGUGUACGUCAUUGAGUUCGGCGCGCUCGUGGAGGAGGAGCAUUAUGAGGGUGGAGUGCGUGUCGGCUCCCGAGAGCACGGCGCCGGCGUGGUGGUGGGGGCACUGCAGUUCUUCCUGGGUCGCCCCGCAUCCGCCACCGUGCGCUGUUCCUCCGCCGCCUGCCAGCUAUUGUGCAUCAGCCGGGGCACCUUCGCCAGGCUCAUGGCGCACCACCCCCGCGCACUGGCGGCGCUGCAGGUGCUGCUCAUGAGGUCGGCCUGCUUGGACCUUGCCAGUGCGCAGGAAGCGGCCAACCACAUUGCGGCGGUGUGA
Molecule: messenger RNA, 3696 nt
Organism: Volvox carteri f. nagariensis
Lineage: Eukaryota; Viridiplantae; Chlorophyta; Chlorophyceae; Chlamydomonadales; Volvocaceae
Exons: 19
Coding region: 1-3696 (1231 amino acids)
Cellular component (GO): membrane
Source: RefSeq, a predicted model, not a curated record